AUGCAGGUAAUCGUUGAUCGACAACGGGGUGCGACUUGGGACAAAUCCAGGUCAUCGAGGACCUGCAGGCUGCAGGUGGUAUUGAGUUCGUACUCCGUAGAGAGCACACCGACCGACGAUGUUUUCACGGCAUCGAGGAAAUACUUCGACGAAAGACAGGUGUUAGUGUCGGCGAAGGUCGCUGGUCGCUGGUCGCUGGUCGUUGGCUGUCAGCAAAGAAGAAAUGGGAGGAAGAAGGAGAAACGUGGUCGAAGUUCUGCGGCAGGUCUAUUACUGGUCAAAUUGGGCUUAGUCGAGACACCAGCCCCCAGCCCAAAAGGGGGCUCGCAGGCUAGCGGGUCUAGCUGCCGCAUGGAUUUUGCCCCAACCCAACGGUGGCCCUUCACGCUGCACAACCCCACCCCUUUGCUCUCGGUCAGUCCCCUCUCCCUGCUUCUCUCACUGCCAAAAGACCCCUCUACUGUAUCUCACUUUGUCACAUCUCAUCGCUAUUUCGCACCUGUUGGCUUUCAUUUCGCAGAUCGCACCUCUUCAGGUUCUGUUGCGAUGUUUGAUGUAUCUUGGGUCGAUCCCACAAGGGAAACCGUUGGCCAGCGAAAGAACAGAAAAGAGCACUCGAUAAGCGCCAGAAAUGUUUCAAGAAGAUCUUCAAUCCAUAGCUCGGGAUCGGGAUCGACAGAAUCUCCAAGCACCAAAACCAAGCCGUCCCUUUUGAACAUUUUCGGCAGCGUCAAAACACCUUCUUUGAGCCGAACUGGAUCGCAUCCCAAAUCUUCCAGCUUGAGAGUUCAAGAUGCUUCCAAAGCAUCAAGAAGAAUCUCUAGCUAUACUGUUACUUCAGACACAUCUACCCAGGAGUUCUCUGACCCGACAAGCACCCCAAGAUUCCCUGCCAAUGGGUUCUUCAACGGUCCAUAUCUUUCCGAUAACCAGUCAGCCCUAUCAGAAGUAUCGGAAUCCGUAUUUUCAGGGCGGACAAGUCGAUCAAGGAAGACAGAGUCCACGUGGAGCUCUGUCGAGUCAACCACCAGCGGUAGAAGUGUUCAGCCCUUGAGUCCAAUAUCAUUUGUAACGCAAAGUACAGAAGUCACAAUAUCCCCAAGCAACAGCGUGAAAGCCGUAGAACAGCUAGCCACGGUCGUGCGGAUCUCCUCAGUUGUUCCAGUCGUCAAUCUCCCCAAGAGGUCUUCGUCCGUCACAUCAAAAGAGAGUCAAUCAACUAGCUUCACGGCCGCCUCGAGAGGACAGAAAGAUUCGUGGAAGCCGCCCGAGAUAUGGGAAUGUCUCGAUGAUGAGGAUGUACUACCAAGGGCCACAGUGCCGGAAUUAUUUGUGCCUCCGUUUCGACAGGCGGACAAAAAGAGACGAGAUGGUCCUCGGCAGAGACCGCCACCAGUCGAGCUACAGCUCUUGCAGAGGAACAUCAGAAGGAUGGAAGCAGCCAGCCCGAAGAUCAUCCUCGAACGCCUCAAGGAAGAAUGGGUUGAGGUCGUAGAUGCAUCUGUGUACCGAGAAUUAGAGCUGGAGAAGCAGCUGUGGAUGCUGUUUGCAUUGCGCAGUCUCAAGAAGAAGUCGAGCAUGACUCAUGAAUCGGAUACCAACGUUCCUGCUUCCGGCAUUGCGAAAACCUUGUCACUGUACGAAAAUCAUGCAUCAUGUUCCAUCCUCUCCGCCCUCACAACAGCAAAAGAAGUCCACCACCUCUCCCCUACCCCUCUCUCCCCAAAAUCCUACCCUAACAUCCACCCCCUCGCUGUCCCCGGACUAACCUCCCAACUUCCCUACACCUCCAACCUCUUCACCUCCAUCCAAGCCUUCUGCUUGCCUGCCCUCCUCCCCGCCGCCUCGCUCCCGCUAAUCCUCAAAGAAUGCCACCGAACACUCGUCUCCGCCCCCUCACCGCCCUCUCCCACCGAACCUACACCUUGCUCUUCAACAACGACUAUUGUCCCUAUAAAGCCAAUACCACAAACAGGAAAAGGUGGGACUUUACAUCUCACGAUCCUCGACCCGUCGCCUUUGCCCGCUACGCUUGGUCCUCGAUUACGAGCAUGGCUCGACAAUCAUCUUAUCCUGAAUUUGGAGCGACAGUUUCGGUGUAUCAAUCCUAGUCGCCUGUUCCCGAUCUGGCUUGCCGAUGCAGGAUUAAGGGCCGAAGGAAGCACGAUCGUGAACGUGCGAUUCUUUGCCUUCGUGGGAACGGACAUGGCUAAUGGGGAGGACGAAGCAGACAGGACGAAGCAGGAAUUAAAGAGCGUCGCGGGCAGGAUGCUGUGGAAGGAGAUGUGGGGUGGGUAUGUGGAGGGGGAGAAGUGGUGGUGGGAUGACGAGGUUGUAGUCGAGGAGUGCGAGAGGAUGGGGACCUGUUGGGAGUAUGCUGUUAUUGAGGGGGUGAAAGAGGGGUAA
Molecule: messenger RNA, 2406 nt
Organism: Hyaloscypha bicolor E
Lineage: Eukaryota; Fungi; Ascomycota; Leotiomycetes; Helotiales; Hyaloscyphaceae
Exons: 5
Coding region: 1-2406 (801 amino acids)
Source: RefSeq, a predicted model, not a curated record